Messenger RNA from Phyllopteryx taeniolatus (common seadragon), 2719 nucleotides. RefSeq names its product hemoglobin alpha embryonic-4 (gene hbae4). Lineage: Eukaryota; Metazoa; Chordata; Actinopteri; Syngnathiformes; Syngnathidae. The transcript has 4 exons. Gene Ontology annotation, cellular component: haptoglobin-hemoglobin complex; blood microparticle; hemoglobin complex. Gene Ontology annotation, biological process: oxygen transport; hydrogen peroxide catabolic process. The record is from RefSeq and is a predicted model, not a curated record. Gene Ontology annotation, molecular function: heme binding; oxygen binding; organic acid binding. The coding region runs from base 162 to 587 and encodes 141 amino acids.
GGUAGAAAACAUACAAUUGUUUACAGUUUUUUGGAAAUGAGCAUACGAGAAUAACCUUAGGCAAUGAACCACAUGCUGCUUCACCAGGGCUACAGAAAUGAUCUGAUCACUUCUAUUGCCGCCAGCAGUUGGACCACUUUUCCCAUGUGCAGCAGCUCGCAAUGCUGUCCAAGAAGGAGAAAGAACUACUUGAAGGCGCAUGGAGCCGACUGACUCCUGUGGCUGAAUACAUUGGAGCUGAUGCGCUUCUUAGAAUGUUUACAACCUUCCCUGGCAGCAAGACAUACUUUUCCCACCUUGACAUCAGUCCAGGAUCCAAUCAUCUCUUCACCCACGGGAAGAAGAUCGUUCUAGCCAUAGCCGACGGGGCCCAAAACAUCAGCCAGCUGACGGUAACUCUGGCCCCUCUGCAGACUUUGCAUGCCUACCUGCUGCGGAUAGACCCGUCGAACUUCAAGCAUUUCUCACAAUGUAUGCUCGUCUCAUUGGCCGUUCACAUGGGUGAAGACUUUACCGAGGUUUUACACGCCGCUAUGGACAAGUACCUGUCAGCUUUUGCAGCAGUACUCGCUGAGAAAUACAGAUGAGACUCCACCAACGUAGAGUAUGCAAACUAUUUAAUGUACAGUAUGUAUGUGCAGUUUUUCCAUGUUUUGUUAUAAUACAAUAUGUGAAAAUAACCUGAUGAAGAACAACAUGCAUUACAACAUGUCAUAAAUAUCCACAUUAAUUCAUUUGACAAACAGGUUUAGGUGCUUCAGUGCAGCUGAUUGGGUUAGCAAUGGAAUUCAAACAGGCUUGUUAGUGAACUCUUUAAUUUCCAUGUGUCAACGAUAGUUCUUAUAAACUGAGCUAAUUGUCCUCGCUACUUUUUCCUGGGAGGAAAAGAGCGGUGUCUAUUUGGGAGAAGCAUUUAUUUGUUCAAGUGAACAACCUUUGUACCUGAUGACUAAUUGAGACACGCCGUCUAUUAGAGUAGGAGCCACUAUGUGUCCACUAUGUGCCUCGAAGGUCAAUGGAAAAAAAUAGAAUGUGCCACGCUCACUCAGUGUUUGGAAGUAACAUACAAAUAGGCUACGUUGUUACUGUACAAGCAGAGUUUUUUCUUUAUCUCUACUUGAGUUUUUCUUUUCUGACAGUUUGUCAAAAUAGGCUUGUGUCCUUUUUAACCUCCACGGAUGAUGACAAUAUAAUGACAAUGACAAUAUAAAAAAGACGUAAAGAGAGAGUAUUAAAGUCAUCCGCGGUUCAGAUCUUGAUUGAUUCAUCGAGAUUUUGGGAUCUUAUAAAGUGGACAAAACCUGGAACAGAAGCAACAUGGAGGAACGAGAACUGGGAAUUAAAAAUGAUAAUGCAACAGAUUAAGAGAAGCAAGAUAUUUAAAAAAGGCCUUAUUUAAAAAAAAUGCUUGAACAUUCUGAUCUUAUUACACAGGUUAGAACAACGGGUGGGAAUCUCCGAUACUGCUCUAAAUUGGUUCUCGUUCUAUCUCAAGGACAAGACGUACUUUGUUGAAAUGGGUAACUGUGUUUCAGACCAAAUGGCUAUUACCUGUGGGGUUGCCCAGGGGUCAAUCUUGGGACCCCUAUUGUUCAAUCUGUGCAUGCUUCCAUUAGGCCAGCUAAUAUGUAGCUAUAACGUGCCCUACCACAAAUACCUGUAUGCAGAUGACACUUAGAUCUACGUGUCACUGAUGGCAAGUGAACACGGGCCCGUAGAUUCAUUCUGUCACUGUUUUGAGCAGUGUGGAUGCAACACAAUUUUCUCCAGCUAAACUCAGACAAAACUGAAAUCACUAUCUGUCCACAGAAACAAAGAGAAAGGGUUAUCAGUCAACUUGAGAGUUUAAAAUGUAACCUAGGGGUGAUAUGGGACUCAGACCUGAAUGUCAAACAUCCAUCCAUCCAUCCAUCCAUUUUCUGAGCCGCUUCUCCUCACUAGGGUCACGGGCGUGCUGGAGCCUAUCCCAGCUAUCAUCGGGGUGGAUGCGGGGUACACCCUGAACUGGUUGCCAGCCAAUCGCAGGAAUUUCAAACAACAUUGCCAAAAUCAAAGGAAUAGUGUGUGAACCUGAGUUAAAGAGACUAAUUAAUGUGUUUGUCUCCAGCAGGUUAGACUACUGUAACGGCCUGCUCACUGGGCUUUAACGACCUAUCAGACAGCUGCAAUACAUGCAGAAUGCUGCUGCUCGAGUCCCGACUAGAACCAGGAAAUGCGACCAUAUUAGCCCAUUGCUCAGUUCUUUGCACUGGCUUCCUGUUGCUCAGAGACUUCAAAACAGCUCUGCUUGUGUGCAAGUCUCCUUAUCUAAAGUACUAAAGUACAGUACAUCGCUGAUAUGUUAGAGCGAUAUGAACCUUCUCUGAGAACAUCAGGGAGUGACCUCCUUCUGGUUCCCAGAGUCAUGACUAAACACGGUGAGGCUGCGUUUCAGUUUUAUGCUGCUAAAAUCUGGAACAGUCUUCCAGAAGAUAUGAAACAGGCCUCAACUCUGACAAUGUUCAAAUCCAGGCUGAAAACAGUUUCAUUUAGCUGUGCAAAUGACAAAUGGAAAUAUUUUAUCUGCACAUCUCGCUUUUAAUUUAUUUAGUGAAUGAUUAUUUUUCUUGAAAUAAUUUUUUUAAUUUGCCUUCUUGAAAUUUUAUGUGGCUUUAAAGCACUUGGAAUUUUCUUGUGUAUGAAUCGUACCCUUCAAAUAAACUUGACUUGCCUUGCUUUA